This is a messenger RNA of Aphis gossypii (cotton aphid), 1556 nucleotides long. RefSeq lists its product as uncharacterized. The transcript has 2 exons. Bases 146 to 943 code for a protein of 265 amino acids. Lineage: Eukaryota; Metazoa; Arthropoda; Insecta; Hemiptera; Aphididae. The record is from RefSeq and is a predicted model, not a curated record.
UGUGUGCUCCGGCUCGAAUUCGUCCGUUCGUGAUUUAUACGAUCGCCACCGCGAAUUCGUCAGAGCUGUCAAUCUUCCGCAGUUGUGUUCGCAGUUCUCAGUGUGCCUGCUUAAGUCAAUAUAAUUUAAAAACUCAUCAGUCACGAUGACAUCAAACCUGCUCGUCGUCUGCACUACCGCAGCCGUGUUGUGGUUGUCCUGUGCCACCGCCGACGUCUUUCCAGCGGUCGGCCAAGACGUCUCCGCCAAUACCGCUGAAGAACUCAGCUUAGCCGACAUAUCUCGGGUAAUCGAAGCCCAAGGAUUGCUGAUGUCGUCUGGCACACCGUUCGACUUGUUGGACGCUUUGAUUAACGGAAACGAAGGUGGCGAUCCGAUCGAAGGUCGGGGGAAAAAGCCCAAACCGGCGAAGAUGGCCAUGAUGAUGGCCGGAACGGCGGCCGCCAGCAUGCUGAUGAUGAAAGCCAUGGCGGCGAUCAAGCUGUUCAUCAUACACUCGUUUUUCGCCACCAAGCUCGGGCUGGUGAUCGGCGCUUACCUGUUGGUGUGCAAACUGAUGGAAAUGAAACAGGCGCCGGCCAAGAAGUCAGUGCAGGUGAAAUGGGUGCCGCCGCCUCCGCACUUCGACGAGCACGCCCCGCAGAUGCCGCCCAUGAUGUCCCACUACCCGGACGCCGGUCAGUCGUCUUACGAACCGCACCAGGAGCCGCAGCAACAGCAACAGCAACAUCAAUCCACGUCCGACCAGUACGGUCCGCCGCCGCAACAGCAACAGUACAUGUCAUCGUUCGGUGACUUCGGAGGUGGCAGCGGCGGCGGCGGCGGCCACGGCGGAGAUAUGCAGGCGCACUAUUCGCACGUGAGUCCGGUCACGUACAGGCCGACGCUCAACCGCAAUCAAUCGGACAACUUGGCCAAGUCAGUGGGCAGAUUGAGGAAAUAGGACGAAACCGAUGAUGACGUGGCCGGCGCGACCAUCACUGCGCAGGCCUAUGACGGGGAACGGCUUUUAUUUGUUUUUUGGAAAAAAUAAUAUACCCCAUGUAUAUACCUCGGGUUUGUGUCCCACUGUGCACUCGAACCGUCUCAACCUCAAUUUUCGAUUAAUUAAUAACUGAAAUCUACGACCCUCGGAAAAUGCAAUCCCAACGCCCUUGACACACUAUGCACACACUAUAAAGUCUUCGUUUACCCGCGACCCAACUCUGUAUAAAACCGUAGAACCGAGUUCGCCACAAUAACGAUGUUUGGAAGAUUCGUCCACGGCGGUGAUCUAUACGAAGAGCAAGUUGUACAUAUACGUGUUACAUGUUUUUUCACCGCAUGCGUCAUGACUAAUUUUUAAUUUAUUAUUCAUACUCAAAUAUUGCUUAGUUGAUUUAAUUAUUAUUUAUUUAUUUAUUUAUUUAUUUAUUUAUUUAUUUAUUUAUUUGUUUGUUUGUUUAUGAACACUUUAAUAUGCGGACAUUCCGACGUGUUGAUAACUUAAAAAACGUCGACUCCGUUUUGCUCAAAAAAAUAAAAACACAUAAUAAAUAUUGUCGUUUUUGUCGAAC